AUUGAUAAAUCUCGUCUUAUACCUAGAUCUACUUACUCAGAUUCUGGAUAGCCUAGAUACUAGAUCUAGAUCUAAUUAUAAUUAGGAAAUCAUCUAAAUUUAAAUCUAGUAGAUUUAGGCCCUAGACUCUAGAUCUGGUCUACAUUCGUUCUUUUUUUUAAAUCUCAAUCUAAUCCAGAUCGGUAAUUCAAGUAAUUGAUCUAAUAACGUCGCAUUAUUAUCAUUAUAACGGUAACGCUCGCCGCUUUAUACCAUGGCAAAAAGCAUUCGAAGCAAACAUAGAAGGAAAAUGAGAAAUGUGAAAAGGCAGUUUUAUGCAAAAAAAGAUCUUGAAAAAUUAAAAAAAGUAGUUUCUCAUUCUUCAGUUCUCGAUGAGUUAGUGACAACAAGAACUGUUAAAGACUUAAAAGUUGAACAAGACAGUAAUAAACAUGAAGGUACUACUAUGGAUGUUGAUAAGCCUGUUGUUUCCUAUAAUAAUAAAACCAAGCAAAAUGAACAUGGUCACUACCCUGACUGGAUGAAUCAAAGAGCUGUUAAAAAACACAAAGCAAAACUGGCAAGGUCUAAAAAAAAAGUUGGAAAAAAAAUUAAAUGGUGAUAAUAAA
This is a messenger RNA of Biomphalaria glabrata, 608 nucleotides long. Its product is annotated as protein LLP-like. Lineage: Eukaryota; Metazoa; Mollusca; Gastropoda; Planorbidae. Gene Ontology annotation, molecular function: RNA binding. Gene Ontology annotation, cellular component: nucleolus. Bases 254 to 601 code for a protein of 115 amino acids. The transcript has 4 exons. Gene Ontology annotation, biological process: dendrite extension. The record is from RefSeq and is a predicted model, not a curated record.